AUGUCGCGAUCUGUACUCUUCUUACUCUAUUGUUUCUUCUUCGCUUCAAGCUUCUUCUUGAUGAUCAAUGCUCUUACUUGUCGUCAAGACCAGAUCCAAGCCUUGAUGCAAUUCAAGAACGAGUUUGAAUCCGACGGUUGCAACAGCAGUGACUAUUUAAACGGAGUCCAGUGUGAUAACGCGACUGGUGCGGUCACGAAGCUUCAGCUCCCAAGUGGUUGCUUCACUGGAACUCUCAAACCCAACAGUAGUCUCUUCGGUUUGCAUCAGCUUCGUUACCUUAAUCUCUCUCACAACAACUUCACUUCCUCUUCACUCCCUUCUGAAUUCAGCAAUCUCAGCAGAUUAGAGGUUUUGUCUCUUGCCUCUAAUGGCUUUACUGGUCAAGUUCCUUCCGAAUUUAGUAACCUAGUCCUUCUUACCCAUUUAAACAUUUCCCAUAAUGAGCUCACUGGUAGUUUCCCACUUGUUAAAAGCCUAUCAAAGCUCUCUUUUUUAGACUUUUCUUACAAUCAUUUCUCAGGACCCAUACCUUCUGAUUUACUACCCAGUUUGCCUUUCUUGUCUUAUCUUGAUCUCAAAAAGAAUCGGCUCACUGGUUCUAUUGAUGUUCCCAACGCUUCUUCUUCAUCUAGCCUAGUGCAUUUGUCCCUUGGGUAUAACCAAUUUGAAGGAAAAAUCCUAGAGCCUAUCUCAAAGCUCACCAACCUUAAAUAUCUUGAACUUUCCUCCUUAAACGUAAGUUACCCAAUAGACUUACGCGUCUUCUCUCCUCUCAAAUCUUUGUUGGUCCUUGAUCUUCGUGAAAAUAGGUUAUUACCAGCCAGUUUAAGUUCAGAGUCAGACAUUCCAUUGAGCUUAAAAAGCCUGUUUUUGGUGCGAUGCGACAUUAUCGAGUUUCCAAACAUCUUAAAGAUCCUUCAAAAUAUGGAGCUUAUAGACAUUUCCAACAAUCUAAUCAAAGGAAAAAUACCUGAGUGGUUAUGGAAGCUUCCUCGUCUUAGCUUAGUGAACCUUGUUAACAAUUCUUUUACCGGGUUUGAAGGUUCUUCAGAAGUUUUAGUUAACUCAUCACUGCGGAUAAUGGAUUUUGCCUAUAACUCCAUGACAGGAGAGUUUCCUGUUCCACCACUCAAUUCUGUCUACUUGUCUGCGUGGAACAAUAGUUUCACAGGGAACAUACCUCUCUCAGUUUGCAACCGAAGCUCUCUCAUCGUCCUUGAUCUAUCCUACAACAACUUCACCGGUCCAAUUCCUCAAUGUCUGAGUAACUUAAAAAUAGUAAAUCUCAGGAAGAACAGCUUGGAAGGAAGUAUACCUGACGAGUUCUUUAGCAAUGCUUCGAUACAGACACUUGACGAUUGA
This is a messenger RNA of Camelina sativa (false flax), 1365 nucleotides long. The record is from RefSeq and is a predicted model, not a curated record. Lineage: Eukaryota; Viridiplantae; Streptophyta; Magnoliopsida; Brassicales; Brassicaceae.